CGCGACCUCCAUUCAUUUCCAGAAUCCGCAUUGGCGUGUAGUUCGCAGUGCACAGUUGAGGUUGAAGUCCUCACACCCUAGUCCGUAUAUGGAAGGUAUCACGUGAUAUCCGACCGCCCGCCGCAUUUCGAACCUCAUCUCCGGAUUGCGAAAACGAAGGGCGUCAUUACCAGGAUCUUUUGUUGUCGCUCGGCAUUGCUGCCAAUUGUAUUUCUCUCCGCUCCUUCUCCGUCCUUCCUACAAUCAUGUUCUUCGCCAGGCGAUCGGUGGCCUCGAUGCGGCCUUUCCUGAGGAACCAGCAGCCGCGACGAUUCGCUUCUCACGCUGCCCACGCCGAGCCAGUGAACGAGGGCGUCGGUCGCAGUUUCUACGUCGCCGUCGGUACCUUCGCCUCUAGCUUCGUCCUCUACCGUAUCCACAAGUCGACACAGGAUGCCGGCGAGCAAUCAUGGAUCUCCAGCUUGAUCCAAAAAUGGACUCCCGAUGAGAAGGUCUUCGAGGAGAGAAACGCUAUCCACACCGUGGCCAUGGAGAAGGCUGCGUACGACCGUCACUUGUUCCAAAGCCAAAAUCCUGCGCAAGCUUAUGACCUAAAGCAGCCUGAGGUGAGCUUCAACUCCGGUGCCCCGUGGAAUGUCUCUGCCGGUUCUCAGGCCAACUUGAGCGCCGUUGCCGCACACUACUACCGUCAGAACCAGAAGGUCGAGGAGUCUCGUGUUGCACGGUUGAAGGACGGCAAGGUUGUGUCUUUAUAUGAUUAAACAAAAUCAAUACCUACGAUCUUUGCUUCAAUUUGUUCGGGUGAUCCCAAGAUGCAGGAGAGUGGAGAUGGAUUGUACAUAUACUGGGUUAGCAAAUCUUUAUCGGGUUCCUUUGUUCGAUUGCGGAUUCAUGCCGUUUUAUAUACAAGGAUGAAGGGCCAAAAGGGAUUCGCUAUUGAGGAUUAGAAGAGAGACGAAGCGGACACUAAACAAAUCCUGCCUAUGCCUUAACACUCCCAGCCUGUGUAACCUCAAGCACUACCCUGCCCACACCUUGAGACUUGACAUCCACCAAUUCCUUCACAUCCAUUUCAUUUCCGCUAGUAUUCCUCAAAACCGCAAGGAAUUCAUCCACGCCACCCCCAACUCCGAAAUAGACCUUCUUAGCCGCAAUGAGAGCCUUGCUCUUACUUUCAGUCGUUCCAGACAGC
Molecule: messenger RNA, 1192 nt
Organism: Aspergillus ruber CBS 135680
Lineage: Eukaryota; Fungi; Ascomycota; Eurotiomycetes; Eurotiales; Aspergillaceae
Product: putative NADH-ubiquinone oxidoreductase 178 kDa subunit
Exons: 3
Coding region: 246-761 (171 amino acids)
Cellular component (GO): mitochondrion
Source: RefSeq, a predicted model, not a curated record